AUGAUGGGAGGGUCCUGGGCAGAACUAGGAUCAAGAAUUGCUGGCUUAGUGUUUGUUUGGGCCACAAUUCAACAGUUCUUCCCAAACCAGCUUCGAAUCUAUUUUGAAAAAUUAAUUGAUAGAUUUUUAGCCACUUUCUAUCCAUACAUCCAAAUCACAAUCCAUGAGUACUCUGAUGGCAGGCGCAACGAAGUCUACACCGCCAUCAAAACUUAUCUCGGUGCCAAGUCCACCGUGCAAGCAAGGAGUCUCAAAGCCGAUAAGGUCAAAAACAGCAAAUCGAUUGUCAUCAGCUUGGACAAUAGUGAGGAGGUCACUGAUGAGUUCAAUGGUGUCAAGCUUUGGUGGGCUUUAAAGCAGACUGUCCGCAACACAACGAUGUUUACUUUAUAUCAGUCUGAUUCAGAGGAGGAGAGGAAGUAUUACAAGCUCACCUUCCAUAGAAGAUACAGAGACAUUGUCACCGGGGCUUACUUGAGUCACGUGAUGGAAGAAGGUAAGGCAAUCCAGCUCAAAAACCGACAGCGAAAGCUCUACACAAACAAUCCCAGUGAUAAGUGGAGUUGGAGUGGCAAAAACUUAUGGAGUCACAUAGUUUUUGAGCACCCUGCAACAUUUCAGACGCUGGCAAUGGAUCCUAAGAAGAAAGAGGAGAUUAUUAAUGACCUCAUUGGAUUCAACAAAGGAAAAGACUAUUAUGCCAAGGUUGGGAAGGCUUGGAAGCGUGGCUAUCUCCUUUAUGGUCCGCCAGGAACGGGCAAGUCGACCAUGAUCGCUGCCAUGGCUAAUUUCAUGAAUUAUGAUGUUUAUGACCUCGAAUUGACAUCGGUCAACAACAACACGAACCUGAGAAAGCUAUUGAUAGACACAACGAGUAAAUCUAUCAUUGUGAUCGAGGACAUCGAUUGCUCGCUUGAUCUCACAGGUAAACGGAAGAAGAAAAAUGAGAAAAGUGAGGACGAAGAACAUAACGAUCUGAUUCAUAUAAAAGAAAAAGAGAAAGAGAAAGAUGAUGGCAACAAAGUUACUCUUUCUGGGCUUUUGAACUUUAUUGAUGGAAUUUGGUCAGCUUGUGGUCCAGAAAGGAUCAUCAUAUUCACUACUAAUCAUGUGGACAAACUUGAUGCGGCCCUCAUUCGGAGAGGACGAAUGGAUAUGCACAUUGAAAUGUCAUAUUGCAAAUUUGAAGCAUUCAAGGUGUUGGCUAAGAACUACCUCGAUAUCGAUUCUCACCCUUUGUUCGGAACCAUAGACAGUUUAUUGCAGGAAACCGAUAUGAGUCCUUGUGAUGUUGCAGAGAACUUGAUACCAAAGACUGCUUCAAAAGAGACUUGCUUAAAUGACCUGAUUGAAGCUCUCAACAAAGCCAAGGAAAGCGCAAAGUUGAAGACUGAGAAAGAAGCAAAAAACAAAAAGUUAUCAUCAAAAGCAGCUAAAAAAUACAGUCAUAUAUGGAUGCAGAUGAUUGGAAAGCUAAGGAAGGAAAAAUAAAAGAAACAAUGAUGGUAGAUGGUACGAUUGUAUGUUUUUCUUGUUUCUUACCUCUGAAAAUAAUAAAGUAUAAAUGUUGUUUAAUGUAAUGAUGUAGCUCAUAAGCUAACACGUUUAUUAGGAUGCAUGAUAUCUACAUGAGGGUUUUGAAUAACUUUGAAAAAUACAGGUAAUGUCACCUAGUGACAGCUACUGCUACAUAAUGAACUUAAUUUAAGGAAA
Camellia sinensis is the source of this 1713-nucleotide messenger RNA. RefSeq names its product AAA-ATPase At3g28610. The record is from RefSeq and is a predicted model, not a curated record. Gene Ontology annotation, molecular function: ATP hydrolysis activity; ATP binding. Lineage: Eukaryota; Viridiplantae; Streptophyta; Magnoliopsida; Ericales; Theaceae.